Molecule: messenger RNA, 1002 nt
Organism: Aspergillus tubingensis
Lineage: Eukaryota; Fungi; Ascomycota; Eurotiomycetes; Eurotiales; Aspergillaceae
Exons: 1
Coding region: 1-1002 (333 amino acids)
Source: RefSeq, a predicted model, not a curated record
AUGCCCGCUCAAAUGGACGCCCUGGGGGCCUUCACCCACCUUACGGAAAACAUUCCCUCCUGGAUCGAUCGACUCGCAGAGUUGUCUGCCCACACCGCCGCGAAACACGCAGAAUACGCCGAGGCCUACAGAAGACAUGUUACGGUGAGACCGCGCCGUCGCAAGAACAGCUCGGUCUGCUCCAUUCGAACUGAGGACCUGCGCUCGUCGGCGCCCGAAACGGAGACCCGCCCUCAAUCUUCUGCUGCGGAAACACAUACCACCGUCACGACGCCUAAUACCUCCCAACACCAAGCGAAUGUGAACCCUCGUAAACGUGGUGCUGAAGAUGCGCCCUCCAUGGACGCCAGGGACAGGAACCCGCUUGUUAUUACACGCAACAACCUCAUUAUCCACUAUGACGGCCACACACAACACGUUUUGGAAGAAAUGGUGCGCCACAUUGGGACAGCUCGCAACAACAUUCGGAAAGGCAGAAUGUCGCAACUGCCAUUGCCAGGGUACCGCAGCAAGAUGCUGGACAGAAGCACAAGGAUGAAUAGCCUGGCUCCUUCACUUUCACCCUCCGAGUCCGGCGAAGACGAUGUACUAUCUAGCAUCCGCAAAGCCCGCAACCGGGGUCCUCCAGUGCCUCGCGCCCAGGACAUGCCCAAAGAGUCUGCAUUUGAUAUGGCGGAGAAGCAGCUGGAACUGGUACACGGAGUGUGUGAGACGGCUGCAUACCAGUUUCUCCGAUCUGGAGACUGCUCGACGGAAUUGACCAGUGUGGAAGGCAAAUUUAAAAGCCUCUUAGACCUGGCUACCGAUGAAGUCCGCCGUCUGAAGGCAGAACAGCCCGAGGAACCAACAGCCGAGGACGAGGAGGCACCCGCAGCCACGACCAUUGAGGUUGACAGGCAAUCUCUGACGAAGAUGGAUACCAUUGAGGUGGAUGAUGAUGCGCAGUCGGCGGAAUCAAUUGACUUGACUGCUUUCCGCGCCAAUCGUCUUCGCCGGAGAUGA